This is a messenger RNA of Cydia pomonella (codling moth), 3789 nucleotides long. RefSeq names its product tropomyosin-2 (gene Tm1). The record is from RefSeq and is a predicted model, not a curated record. Gene Ontology annotation, molecular function: actin filament binding. Lineage: Eukaryota; Metazoa; Arthropoda; Insecta; Lepidoptera; Tortricidae. The transcript has 8 exons. Gene Ontology annotation, biological process: actin filament organization; muscle contraction. Gene Ontology annotation, cellular component: actin filament. Bases 16 to 1350 code for a protein of 444 amino acids.
AAAUUUAAACAAAAGAUGGCAGCAGAGUGGCGACGACAGCGCCGCGGGCGGCGAGACGAUGCAGACGCCAGUCAACAUGGCGGCCGCGGCCGCCUGAGCCAGCGCGGCCGGAGCGCGCCGAGAGCAGAAAUGUCCGCGUCCGCGCCCCACGCCCACGGACGCACCCCCGUGCGGCGCAGGGGGCACCAACACCACCCGCGGCUCCGGGGCGAUCGCGCGCCCGCCCCCACAAACGUGAACACUGAUCCGUCCAAACAAGUGACCUUACACAGUCAAACAGACGAUGUUGUGCCUUGUGUCAAUAGUGUUAGUGAAUCUCAACAAGUGACAAGGACGAACGGUGACGAUACACUUUCGAAUCGAAACGUAAUAGAGGAAUUUUCGAAUAUUGACGAUGAAGAUGAAUUUGAUAAAAUAAUAGCGAGCGUAGAAUUGCGCGAUAGUUCGGACGAUGAUUUUUCUAAUAAAGAAGAGAGAUCAGCGGGAGACGGUGCGGAGGUGCCCGCGCUCACAGAUGCGUCAGACGAUGAUCCGGAGACGGCGGAGCUGGCCCGGCUGCGGUGCACCAGCGUGUGCACAGAAGUGUUGGCGGAGCGCGAAAGCCGUAGGCGGCGACGCUGCGCUGACUACCCGGGCCUGGCCUUCGGCAGCUCAAUAUUUUCAUCGGACACGAUGAUGAAAUUUUCUAUCAUCAAGAAUGAAUUGCAGAAUAUCAAGAACACCGCUUUGAAAAGGGCUGAGUCUGAGGUUGCCGCCCUCAACCGACGCAUCCAACUGCUGGAGGAGGACCUCGAGAGGUCCGAGGAGCGUCUCGCCACCGCCACCGCCAAGCUCGCGGAGGCCAGCCAGGCCGCCGAUGAGUCCGAACGCGCCCGCAAGGUCCUCGAGAACAAGUCCCUGACUGAUGAGGAGCGUAUGGAUGCCCUGGAAAACCAGCUGAAGGAAGCCAGGUUCCUUGCUGAGGAGGCCGACAAGAAAUACGAUGAGGUGGCCCGUAAGCUGGCCAUGGUAGAGGCUGACUUGGAGCGUGCCGAGGAGCGCGCUGAGGCCGGCGAAUCCAAAAUCGUCGAGCUUGAGGAGGAGCUCCGUGUCGUCGGUAACAACCUGAAGUCCCUGGAGGUCUCCGAGGAAAAGGCCAACCAACGCGAGGAGGAGUACAAAAAUCAGAUCAAAACCCUCACCACCCGCCUAAAGGAGGCUGAAGCCCGCGCUGAAUUCGCUGAGCGCUCCGUGCAGAAACUCCAAAAGGAGGUCGACAGGCUCGAAGACGAGGUGUUAGAAGAGCGCAGUAAGUACAAGGCGAUCGCCGAGGAGGUGGACCAGACGUUCGCCGACCUGUCCGGCUACUGAGCAGGAACGAAACGCAGGCCGCCAUCUUGCGCGAUGUGGCGGGAAAGUGAGAUUAAAAACUAAACGCUCGUGCAGAGGGCUCUAUGGAUAUGGGCUAACCACAAAUUAAGGCUUUUACUAACGGUGCAACAAUGUCAUGCGAUUUUCGAUAAUUGCCGACUAAGUAGGAAUAACGAGUUCAAUCGAUCGAUAAAAUGCGGCAUCGUGUAGCAAGUCGCAUGCAAUUAUGGGUGAGGUUUGGAGAGGCCAUUAGUUUGCCUAUUUUACGAGUAGAAAAGGCGGGAAAUUUAAUAAAUGUCCAAAAGCUAGAAAUGUUUAAUGUCGCGCCUUUUUCUACUGCCUCACCUAAAGAGAGCCAAAUUUAUGGGCGCCUUCUGUACUGAGAAUUUGUAAUUUUAAUCCUACUGACAGCGCGCACUGCGGGCUCAACUUGCUUUCUACUUCUUUAUAUUUUGCGAUGUGCACAUGAAAAAAUAAUUAUUAUAAGUUUUAUAUGUGACUAAGUAGAGUGGCUUCUAAUGGUGGACAAUUUUGAAAAUGCCUAAUACAUAUAUGGAUGUUAGCGUUCACCUUUAAAUUGAAAUAUUAAUGUUAUCCACAAUCAGCCAAUUAGUUGAACAUGUUAAAUAAAAAGUCAUCAAAUUUUAAAAUUGUAAUUUUUGAUACCUGUACAAAAUUGUUAUUUAGAAGAAAAAUUAAGAAAUGGAAAUAAAUGUGUUGAUUGUAAAUCUGGAAAUUUAAAUUUGCAAAGUCCUGAAAAUUCAUUUUGGCCAAAAUGCGUUUUUUAGUAGAUCACUGCCGAUAUAAAUAUAAAUUUAAUGUAAUUGAAAUAUUCAUAUGUUUAAAAGUAAUAAAACUAAUAACAACCAUUAAAAUGUUAUCUGAAAAGCUUUUAACUUUUAAACGUACGAAUGUAGUUUUCGUAAUUUGCGAUUUUCAUAUUUUUUUAACGUGUAAUUUUAUUGAAAUAUUUUACUUAUGAAUAAGUAAAGAUAAUCUUAUGAAGUAAUAUUAUGAUGAUUAUUUGCUAUAAGUCACAAUAUGUAUGAACAUGUAUGUUUUGGAUUAUAUUCGUGUAAUGAAUUAGUGAGUUUUUUAUACUGCUGUUCGACUGAGCGCACAGUGUUGUCAGAUCUUGAAAGUGAGUUGUUGCUUAUUUUACUGUAAAAUAUCGCAUUUGAUGGGGAAUUGGAUAAAACUAUGUUUCUUCAAUAAAAAAAAGAGUAAAAAACUAAUUUUUUUUUUAUUACACCCCCUAAUGCAGCAUUUUAUGGUUACGGCGAAAUAAUUUCUCGAUUUUAGACUAGUUUUCCGCUAAAAACGUAAACCUUUCUUGAAGUAAUUUUUAAUACUUUAAUUAAAAUGAUAUGUUAUAUGUAAAAACUCAGUGGGUACGCUGACGCUGACAACGAUGACACUUGUCACCCUUUGAAAAAUAUUAUACUUAUAGGUACAAUUUUUUUAUUUCUUUUUUUUGCGUUUUGAUCAUACGCAAAUUUAACGAAUAGGAAGCAUAAAUUCUCAGUUUUACUUUCUAAUUUUCAAAAACAAACUACAAGUAGCUUUUUCAUUGAUUAAAAUUUAAAAUACCUAAUCUUAUGUUUUAAUGUAGGUAGGAGAGACCAAGGCAGGUUGACACGAGGGAAGGGUGCCAACCAACCAAGAGAUCUCGCAAUCUGACGUCGCUAAGCACGUAUCGUGUUUGUUAGGUAGCUUAAUAGAAAUGGACAUAAAUCUCUCUUCGAAGGUAAAAAAUAAAUGUAGACGCUAGCUACAGAUGGCGAAAAAUGGAAUUCUGGUUCAACCCACCUCGGUUUCCCCUGCCAAAGAGCAUUUGAAAUAGAGGUUGAUUGUGAAAGAAAAUUUUGUAGCCACAGUAAAAAGUGACGUCAUCUUCCCGGGCAUAACCUAAAGGUUUGGCCUUUGAUCUAUUAGAUUGCGCCAAUUUUUGAUAUUUAACAAAUUUAACAUAUGAAAUAAGGAUAAUGAUCAAAUUUCGUGAAUAAGGUCAAAGUCAAAUGGCGUUCUAAAAGUUUUAAUCAUGUGUCGAAAGAUGGCAGUAAAUUUAUUGUGGCUACACAGUUUUCUUUGACAAUUCUCCUCUAUUUCAAACUCUCUUUGAUCCUGCUUACUUACAUUUUGUCCGCCAUCUUGCAAGGGUGGUGCCGCACGACUAAAGUCCUAAUUGAACGUGUGAAUGUUGUUACUAUAAACUUAACCCUUUGAACGCCUAUACACGAAGGUUGAAAUUGGUUUGGAAGCUGCGUGCGUCGACGUCUUUGCUGGUGAAAUAGAUAGAUUUACUAAUAUUUUAAAUGAUUAAGCUUAUGUUUCCAUACCUACAACUCAAUGACUGCUUAGUUUGUAAUGUAGCUUCCCUUUUCAAGAAACUUACCUGCUGUAUCUUUUCAUUCCAAUAAAAUAUACUUUUUACAAUAA